GGCACAUUGCAAACCCCAACUCAUCAAUUCUCAAAGCGGUAUAAAUUGUCGGCUUCCUUAUCUUACCGUGAAUCUUUUCCUUAUCCAACGGCUAAAAUUCACGAUCCGCGUACUCUCUUCUCAUUGGUCCAUUUAUCAAUCCCUUAGUAUUAUAUAAGCACCAGCUCAGAAAACACUCGCUUACACACCGCAAUUUCUUUCAGUGCACACUCCUUUCAUCAAAUUCGUUCAUUUCUUGUAUUGUACAGUGAUAGCGUGAUGGCUGGUAGAGGAAAAACCCUAGGUUCUGGAGCCGCAAAGAAAGCUCAAUCUCGUAGUAGCAAGGCUGGCCUCCAAUUUCCUGUUGGUCGUAUAGCUCGUUUUCUCAAAGCCGGCAAGUAUGCUGAGCGUGUAGGUGCUGGAGCCCCUGUUUACCUUGCUGCUGUUCUCGAAUACCUUGCUGCUGAGGUGCUUGAAUUGGCUGGAAAUGCAGCAAGAGAUAACAAGAAGACUAGGAUAGUUCCAAGGCACAUUCAGUUGGCUGUGAGGAACGAUGAAGAACUGAGCAAGCUGCUUGGAGAUGUGACAAUUGCAAAUGGUGGUGUUAUGCCCAACAUCCAUAACCUUUUGCUUCCUAAGAAAGCUGGCUCAUCAAAGCCUUCUGCUGAUGAGGAUUAGAUGGAAGGAUAAGAGAAGGUUUCUUCAAAUGUUGAAUUAUUAACUUUAGGUUUUGAGUAGCUGGUGUUUGUUUGUCCUUUCGGAGUCCUUAGAGGAGAUUAGGGUGAAAUCAAUUAUGUUCUUUGGAUUUAGUAAGAGCUUUUAGGGUUUAUGGUGGUCUGUAUAUACAAAAGAAGGGAUGAAUGAAAGGUCACAUUAUGUUUUUCGAAUUGUUGCUCUUGGUUUCUAUUUUUGUGUUUGUAAAAUCUACAUCUAUGAAUAUUGAAUUGGUGAAAUCCAGCAUGUUAUGGUUGUGAGAUA
Molecule: messenger RNA, 957 nt
Organism: Capsicum annuum
Lineage: Eukaryota; Viridiplantae; Streptophyta; Magnoliopsida; Solanales; Solanaceae
Product: histone H2A.6
Exons: 2
Coding region: 259-657 (132 amino acids)
Cellular component (GO): nucleosome
Molecular function (GO): structural constituent of chromatin; DNA binding; protein heterodimerization activity
Source: RefSeq, a predicted model, not a curated record